This is a messenger RNA of Paramormyrops kingsleyae, 3834 nucleotides long. Lineage: Eukaryota; Metazoa; Chordata; Actinopteri; Osteoglossiformes; Mormyridae. The record is from RefSeq and is a predicted model, not a curated record.
GGGCGUGACCCCCCCUUCCGUCGUCCGUGUGGGCGGCCCCGUGCAGUAGAGAGAGAGAGCGAAACACGACACCCCGGGAAAGGAGGGGGGGAGGAGAGAGUAGCUACGGAGUGAGUGGAGGAAGAAGAAGAAAGUCGGUAAAAAGAGAAAGAGAGCCACACUGACUCUAUCCAUCGGUGAGUUUUCGAUAAAGCAAUGCUGAAGUACGCGGAAUGCGAGAAAGAGAAGGAGUAAACAAGUGACCAAAACUGCUGAAACAACGAAGCGAGCGCCGGGAGGGCUCUCAAUCCUCUGCUGCGUCCGGACUGCUGGCUCAACCUGCAUUUCUCCGCACUCGAGUUGGACGGAGUGACACUGCCCCCGGGGCCACUUCGUCCCUGCGAUCUGGGGAAACUACACAGCCACGAUACAAACUCCGAAGAGGAGGAGGAGAGGGAGAGGGAGGAGGAGGAGGAGGGGGCCUGGGAAGGAGAGGGAGAGAGCGGAGGAGGAGGGGGGCGCGCUGAAUCAGUGAGUGAAACGGAGCAAGUUAAGCGCACCACCGACGGCAAGAAAAGUUUGUAGUUUUGUGGUUUAGAUUAACACUGGGAGGAAGAUCGACGAGAAGGGAUUGAGAGGGAGGCCAGCUUGGCUCCCGAAACUCGAGCCGCCUGAUUGAUCCAUCUCGAAAGCCACUUUCAUCAUGAAACCCCCGGGAGAAUCGGGGUUUGCCUUCCCGGACUGGGCCUACAAACCGGAGUCCAGUCCGGGCUCACGGCAGAUCCAGCUGUGGCACUUCAUCCUGGAGCUGCUGCGCAAGGAGGAGUACCAGGGGGUGAUCGCCUGGCAGGGCGACUACGGCGAGUUCGUCAUCAAGGACCCCGACGAGGUGGCCCGACUGUGGGGAGCGCGCAAAUGCAAGCCGCAGAUGAACUACGACAAGCUGAGCCGUGCGCUGCGAUAUUACUACAACAAGAGGAUCCUGCACAAGACCAAAGGGAAGAGAUUCACCUACAAGUUCAACUUCAACAAGCUGGUGCUUGUCAACUACCCCUUCAUUGACAUGGGGUCUGCAGGUAGUGGAGUCCCCCAGAGCGCCCCGCCGGUGCCCACGGGGGCGGGCACGCACUUCCGCUUCCCUCCCUCCACCCCGUCGGAUGUGCUGUCACCCAACGAGGAUCUGCGCAGUCCGGGUGUGUUCGGCACAGUGUCUCGCCGCAUGGCCCGUGGCUCAGUCAGCGACUGCAGCGACGGUACCUCUGUCAACUCCGAGAUCGAGGAAGGUGGUGGAGGCGGUGGUGGCGAGGAGAGGCCCAGCGGGGGAAGUGGCAGUGGUGGCGGCGGGCCUGGCGCUGGGGGCUUCCGUGGCAUCCUGCACCCUCGUCUCUCCCAUGAGCCUCUAUUCCGGAUGUACAGUGGUCCUGGCAACCCAAAUCACCCUCCUCGGGCCCCUCCGGCCCACCGAGUUGUCCCAGAUCCCCUGUCCCCCUUCCCCGUUUCUCCACUCCCCGGCCCUGGUGGUGCUGGGCUGCUGGCUCCGCCCCUCUCCCCAGCCCUCUCCAUGACCCCCUCCUCACACCUGCCCUACACACCCUCCCCGACCCUCUCCCCUAUGCUGGGCUCCCACUUUUCCUUCAACCCUGAGGACAUGAAACGCUACCUGCAGGCACACACCCAGAGUGUCUACAACUAUCACCUGAGCCCACGUGCCUUCCUGCACUAUCCCAACAUCGUCAUCCCUCAGCCCCAGCGGCCCGAUAAAUGGCCACGCCCACCCACAUGGCCACGCCCACCCGAUCCACCACCCGCUGCAUCUAGCGAGGAAUCCGCCCACAUGUCACCCUUCAAGUUCAAGCUGCAACCACCACCCCUGGGGCGCAAGCAGCGUGAAAACCAGGCUCCCACACAGACCCAGGCCAGCUCCGGCUCCUUGUCCUCCACCUCGGGCCUGGGCUCCUCCGUACCUUUCGGCAGUGACCUCAGCUCGGCCAGUGGCUCCUCAUCGUCUGGCUCCCUGAGCAAUGCAGGGCUGCCCAAAAUCAAGGUGGAGCCAAUUUCUGACAUCGAGUCUGAGGAAGACGUGCAGGUGACAGAUAUCAGUGAUGAAGAAGGGGAAGACAGGGAGGAAGACUUUUAUCCCCCGCAUGGGCGAGAGCAGCAGCCCAACGGUACAGCUGCACCACCAGCUGCUGAGGAGGAUCUGGAUGAAGAUGUGUUCAAGACUCCCGCCCCCCCACCGCCGGGCUUGCCACCCUUUUUGGGUCCUGAGAAUCGACGGCCCCCUGCACUGAAGAGUGAGCCGGUGGAGCCUGGAGAGCCAGCGGCCGCAGUGCUCACACCCUCUCCAGCUGCCCCCCCCAAGUGCAUCCCCCUCAAGCUGCGAUUCAAGCGACGCUGGAGCGAGGACCAGCGCAUGGAGGCCAGCACUGAAGAGUCUGAUGACAAGAAAGUGCGGGCUGAGGAGCAGGAUGGCCGCAGGGGUGUGGAAGAGAAUGGGGGGGCAGAGAGCCCCCCCCUGGCACCUGAGUGUCCCCUCCCCCCAACCCAGCGCAGGGUCAGCGCGGAGCUGCACCGUGCCACUGCCCAACUAUCCCUCGAGAACAACGACUGCUGAUUCCCGCACAGACACACACACACGAGCACAUAAACACACACAUCAUCUCUCUCUCACAUAAAUGUACACACACAGUGACAUGUACAGAUUUGAAGGCAGGUGGGCAUCUGCGUAAUCCAUGCCGAACUGAAACGGACUGACACUAAUGCUGAUAGGCUCCAGCAGUGGGUAACUGCUGAGUGACAGUGUCAUUCUCACCCCCCGCUACAAACCUGGGCCUGCCGCACCAAAUUCAGCCACCCCCCCCACACACACACACACAAACACACACACACACCAAACUCAUGUCAGCCCUGUCCACCCACAGAUGGGCCCCACUGUGACAGAUCUUCAUCUUGAACGAAAAGGGAGAGAGUCACUCUGGAUGCUGAGGUGGGGACGGGGGGGCCGGGCGGUUGCAGACUUUUGGAGGGAGGUUUGGAGCUCUGGCUAUCCUCAGGACCCUCUUGUGCCCUCUGGACCUCUCGCAGGCCCUGAUUUCAGUGUGGUGGAGGGAAGAAUGUUUUUUAUUUUUUAUUUUUUAUUAGUGAAUGGUAAGAUUUCAUAAGUGCCUGUUACACGGUGGGGGGGGGCACAGCAAAGGGGCUGCUCUGGCAUCUGUUUCUCCAGCUAUAAACUCAUAGGAAGACGUUCCGAACUCUGGUUUCGUUUUUCAGACUCGGACUUGGGAAGUCGCGGGGAAAGCGGAGGUCCGGCGCCGAGCGGCCGCUGCCUGCUUGGUCACGCGGCUCUGCUCCGCAGCCCUGCAGUUCCCAGCAUGCCCUGCAUGGGGCCCAUCUAGAAGGUUCUCCCUUGGGUGUCGUGUGGUGGAUCAGUGCUGUGUGUGGGGGGUUGGGGGUGACUUUAAAAGAUAUCAUUUCGGAAUGAGAGUCAUCCUCGUAAACGCGGCGCAUUAAGCACCCCCCACCGCCCUCCCCCAUGUGUUUCUGCCUGUCAUACGUGUGAAGAUCACAGGCAGGGCUAGUGCCGCUCUCCCUGUCCCACGCUGGCCUACGGACAUGGGGCUGGAUCCUGUACAAGCCUCACUUAAAACAUCAUAACGUGGACUGCAGCACAAAACUCAGGUGACACACGGAGUCCAUGUGACUUUCAUUUUUUUUUUUUUUUUUUUUGUCACCGUGACUUUUCCAGCAGAACUUCAGAAAUGCCAGCAUACUCCCAGCAACUUUUUUGAGACUUCAUGGGAAGGAGGGGAGGGGAGGGGAGGGGUGGGAGGUAAAAUAGAGAAUCUGCCUCUUUUA